Molecule: messenger RNA, 507 nt
Organism: Aspergillus pseudoviridinutans
Lineage: Eukaryota; Fungi; Ascomycota; Eurotiomycetes; Eurotiales; Aspergillaceae
Exons: 1
Coding region: 1-507 (168 amino acids)
Source: RefSeq, a predicted model, not a curated record
AUGAACAGCAACCUCGACAUGACGACGAACGGGAAUGAGAGCGAGGACGGGAUCUUAUGCCGCCUCCUCUGCGCGAAGAUGGGCUUGAUCUCGGAAAAGGGCCUGAUCGACUUCGCGGACGGUAGCAACAUCCCACUGAGGCCCGAGACCAAGUUCAGGGUCGUGUACUGCGUCCCGUGUACCGGAAGUUCGAGUCCGACAGCAAGCCGAACAUGUACACAAUUCCCCAGCUCGGCCCUCUCCGCUAGCAUGAUCGCGAACAACGUUCUCGGCUACGACGGGUUCAUGCGCUUGAAUAAGUCCAAGGAGGUAGACGCGUACCUCAUUGAGAACGUGUACACGAACGCGCCCAAGUUCUGGAGGGACGAGAGGAUCGUGAGCAUCAGCAUAGGCUCAAAGGUGUACAUGCACAGGUACAAGCCCAACUCAUUCUUCGACGACAUGUACACACGGAUCAAGCCGGAGGAGGACAAGUACAAGGACAUGGCCCUGACUCUGGACAUAUAG